GCUGUGGUGUAAUCAAAGCAGCCACGUAUUGAUCUCAAGCAUAGCUCAGCCCGCAGGAGAUAAAAACUUCAUAGUCUAUCUACCUAAUCUCAUACCAUUGGCCCUGCUUAGCUCCGAAAAUCAAAUAAAAAAAAAAUUAUAUAUUAAAAUAAAUCUGCAACAAUUUCCUCAUUUAUCUGAUCACUUGUUCUCUAUCGCGGCAGAUACACACAACACUAGUUUUUUUGCGCAGCAGAGUUGGAACUUGUUGAAGAGUUUCGAUGGCGUUACCGGUGGUUGAUACAGAGUACCUGAAAGAGAUCGACAAGGCUCGUCGCGAUCUCCGUGCUCUCAUUGCCUGCAAAAACUGCGCUCCUAUCAUGCUCCGCUUAGCGUGGCACGACGCAGGGACUUACGAUAAGAACAUAAAAACUGGUGGACCUAAUGGCUCCAUAAGGAAUGAAGAGGAAUAUACUCAUGGCUCCAAUAAUGGCUUGAAGAUUGCUAUUGAUUUUUGUGAAGAAGUGAAAGCUAAACAUCCCAAGAUUACUUAUGCAGACCUAUACCAGCUUGCGGGUGUUGUUGCAGUCGAGGUCACUGGAGGCCCAUCCAUUGACUUUGUUCCUGGUAGAAAGGAUUCAAAAGUUUCUCCUGAGGAAGGGCGACUUCCAGAUGCUAAAAAAGGUCCACGACAUUUAAGAGAUAUCUUUUAUCGGAUGGGCCUGUCUGACAAGGAUAUUGUGGCACUCUCCGGGGGUCAUACACUGGGAAGGGCACAUCCAGAGAGAUCAGGUUUUGAUGGCCCUUGGACCAAGGAGCCUCUGAAGUUUGAUAACUCAUACUUCGUGGAACUGCUGAAAGGGGAGACAGAGGGACUGUUGAAACUCCCAACUGACAUUGCUCUGUUGCAAGACCCUGGGUUCCGUCCUUAUGUUGAGCUGUAUGCAAAGGAUGAGGAGGCAUUCUUUAGAGAUUAUGCAGUGUCACAUAAGAAACUUUCAGAACUAGGGUUUACUCCAAGGUCCAAGGUAAUUGCUAAGGACAGCACCGUACUGGCACAAAGUGCAGUUGGAGUUGUAGUUGCUGCUGCUGUGGUGAUAGUUAGCUAUUUGUAUGAGGUUCGCAAAAGAAUGAAGUAGAGAGUGGUUGAUCUUUAUUCCCAUAGAUUGUUCCUUGUGAAUCAGUGGCAUGAAGUUCAUUUUCACGGCCCAGCCAGGAGCUGAUUUGUGAUAUUUGUACCUGAAGAUAACAAUAAUACGCCCCAUGCUGAAAUGCUAAAGUGAUUUUUCUUCCGUUCCAAAGUAAAUAUUAAGGUGGUUGUGAAUCGCCACAUGCUGCUUUUGGUUACUAUAAUUUACUGAAACACCGAAUCAAACCCUUUGGAUAAAUGAAAAUUUAAUCUUUAGUGUGUCUUGAAAA
Messenger RNA from Hevea brasiliensis (rubber tree), 1398 nucleotides. RefSeq names its product L-ascorbate peroxidase 3. The transcript has 9 exons. Gene Ontology annotation, molecular function: heme binding; peroxidase activity. The record is from RefSeq and is a predicted model, not a curated record. Gene Ontology annotation, biological process: hydrogen peroxide catabolic process; response to reactive oxygen species; cellular response to oxidative stress. Lineage: Eukaryota; Viridiplantae; Streptophyta; Magnoliopsida; Malpighiales; Euphorbiaceae. Bases 261 to 1118 code for a protein of 285 amino acids.